Messenger RNA from Chiloscyllium plagiosum (whitespotted bambooshark), 457 nucleotides. NCBI's taxonomy places the organism in Eukaryota, Metazoa, Chordata, Chondrichthyes, Orectolobiformes, Hemiscylliidae. The record is from RefSeq and is a predicted model, not a curated record.
GCAUUGAAGUACAGAAAAACUCAUGGACAAGUUGCAGCAUCAGACUUAUCAAGAUGAGAUUCAUUCUUUACAAGAAGAGAUUAGACUACUAGAGCAACAAUCUCAAAACAGUCAAAGUUAUAUGGGAUCGUUUCUGAAAACAAUCGAUAUGCAACGAGAACAGUUCAAUGUGCGAAAUCAUGAAUCAUGGAAAUGCUCAAAUACUGAUUUAGAAGCACAAAUUGAUCAGGCAGAAUCUCAGAUUGCGUUGCUAACUCAGUUAACUGGCAUUGGCUUCACCAAAUGCAUCAUGACAACAGUAGGAAAAGGUAAUGACAAAAGAAAACAAUACAGACUGUCAGGCUACAGUCAUUCACUGCAGUUUGACCUUGAAUUUGAACUAAUGGAGGUUCAGGAUGUGGGCAUCACUGCCAAAUCUCUUAUCAUCAAUACCUUGACCACUGACCAGAACCUUUAA